This is a messenger RNA of Fulmarus glacialis (Northern fulmar), 1680 nucleotides long. RefSeq names its product contactin-associated protein-like 5. The record is from RefSeq and is a predicted model, not a curated record. The annotation marks the transcript as partial. Lineage: Eukaryota; Metazoa; Chordata; Aves; Procellariiformes; Procellariidae. The transcript is spliced from 10 exons.
AUAAUUGUGAUGAUGCAUUGGUAUCUCCCUUACCUUCAACAGCCCUUACCAGUUCCUCUGAGCUCUUCAGUACUCACAGUCCCAGCUUUGCAAAGCUCAACAGGCGAGAUGGAGCUGGUGGCUGGUCCCCGCUGGACUCAAACGAGCAGCAGUGGCUCCAGGUUGAUCUGGGAGACAGAGUGGAGAUUGUCGCGGUCGCUACCCAGGGCAGGUACGGGAGCUCAGACUGGGUAACCAGCUAUACACUGAUGUUCAGCGACACCGGCCGCAACUGGAAACAGUACAGACAAGACGACACCAUCUGGGUUUUCACAGGGAACAGCAAUGCCGACAGUGUGGUUCACCACAAACUUCUGCACUCCAUGAAAGCCCGCUUCUUGCGCUUCGUCCCUCUGAAGUGGAAUGUCGGUGGGCGGAUAGGACUGAGAGUUGAGGUCUUCGGCUGCUCCUAUAAGUCAGAUAUUGCAGACUUCGAUGGCAGAAGUUCACUCCUCUACAGGUUCAAUCAGAAGCUUAUGAGCACAUUCAAAGAUGUGGUUUCCUUGAAGUUCAAGAGCAUGCAGGGGGAUGGAGUCUUAUUCCAUGGAGAAGGACAGCGUGGAGACUACAUUACUUUGGAACUGCAGAAAGGGAAGCUCUCCUUGCGCAUCAACCUGGGGGACUCCAACCUGCACUUCAGUAACAGCCACAUGUCCGUCACCCUGGGCAGCCUCCUGGAUGACCAGCACUGGCACUCGGUUCUCAUAGAGCGCUUCAACAAGCAAGUGAACUUCACGGUGGACAAGCACACCCAGCAUUUCCGAACGAAGGGGGAUUCAGAUCACUUGGAUAUUGAUUAUGAGCUCAGUUUCGGAGGGAUUCCUGUCCCGGGGAAACCAGGAACCUUUCAGAGGAAAAAUUUCCAUGGGUGCAUUGAGAACCUUUACUACAACGGAGUCAAUAUAAUUGACCUGGCAAAAAGGCGCAAACCUCAGAUCUAUACUGUGGGGAAUGUAACCUUUUCCUGCUCAGAACCACAGAUUGUUCCUAUCACCUUUGUCAGCGCCAGUCGAAGCUACUUGCUACUACCCGGCACUCCUCAAAUUGAUGGCUUGUCAGUCAGCUUCCAGUUUCGAACAUGGAAUAAAGAUGGCUUACUUCUGUUCACCGAAUUGUCUGAAAAUUCAGGACCUCUCUUGGUUUACCUUCAUAGUGGGAGAUUGACACUGCUUAUUCAGAAAGAGACAGAGAACCCAGUGGAAAUCAGUGAAGGCACAAAUCUCCAUGAUGGGCUUUGGCAUUCUGUUAACAUCAAUGCCAGAAGACAUCGUAUUACCCUGACGCUGGAUAACAACGCUGCCACUGCUAGCCAUGCAACCACUGUCUCAAGGAUCUACUCUGGAAACAGCUACUAUUUUGGAGGGUGCCCUGACAAUUUCACCGAUUCCCAAUGUUUAAAUCCCAUUACUGCUUUUCAAGGCUGUAUGAGGCUCAUCUUCAUUGAUAACCAGCCCAAGGACCUCAUUUUAGUUCAGCAAGGCUCCCUGGGGAAUUUUAGUGAUUUACACAUUGAUUUGUGUGGCAUCAAAGACAGAUGUUUACCCAACUACUGUGAACAUGGAGGAAAAUGCUCUCAGUCCUGGACCACCUUUUACUGUGAUUGUAAUGAUACAGGCUACAUGGGAGCUACCUGUCAUAACU